UGGCAAACCCCCCAGGAGGGGACGCCACUUGAAUUCGACUUCGCGUCUCCAACUUGUAACUAUCGACUGUAUCGGCUGGACGCAUUGAAAGUGCGCGCUGGACGGGGCACUUUUCUCUCGCACUGAUUAGGUACAUAACAAUACCCACCGUACCUACCUUACAUAUCAAUAUAUAUCAGCCGCUGUUUCCCGUUGCCAUCCAGCUUUUGGCAAACCAUCUCGCCACACACUCACGGAUUUCGAAGAGGAAUACGACCGUGAAGUUAAUUUACCAAGAGAAACAACUACCAACUUGCCGGGUGGGGUCUCAACGAGCACAAAUCCAGGGACCUUGCAGUCGGGGAAUAGGGUCACAAUGACUCCCUCCGCUGUUCUUCCCCAGCAGCCCGCCAAAGUGCCUCCCGGGGCACUAACUACAGACUUCGACGACACCAUUCGCUUCUACCUCAAUGGUACCCGCGUGGUGCUGGACGACAUUGAUCCCGAGGUUACACUACUGGAAUACCUCCGGGGCAUUGGUUUGACGGGCACCAAGCUUGGCUGCAGCGAAGGAGGUUGCGGCGCCUGCACAGUUGUCGUCUCGCAGUACAACCCGACCACGAAGCGGAUCUACCAUGCCAGCGUCAACGCCUGUCUUGCCCCGCUCGCCUCAAUAGAUGGCAAGCAUGUCAUUACGGUCGAGGGCAUCGGCAACGUUCAGCGGCCCCAUCCGGCCCAGGAGCGCAUUGCAAAGGGAAACGGCUCGCAGUGCGGCUUCUGCACCCCGGGCAUCGUCAUGAGCUUGUACGCCCUUCUCCGGAACAACGACGCACCGACCGAGCACGAUAUCGAGGAGGCCUUUGACGGGAACCUGUGUCGCUGCACCGGGUACCGGCCAAUUCUCGACGCGGCGCAGACGUUCAGCGUGCGCAAAGGGGCAGGGGCGGUAAAUGGGUGCGGGAACGCCAAGGCGAACGGGGGCAGCGGGUGUUGCAUGGAGAACGGCAAUGGCGGCGGAUGCUGCAAAGACGGCAAGGUGGACGGUGUCGACGAUCAGCCCAUCAAGAGGUUUACUCCUCCAGGCUUCAUUGAAUACAAACCGGACACGGAGCUCAUCUUCCCUCCGGCGCUCAAGAAGCAUGCGUUCAAGCCGCUGGCUUUCGGGAACAAGCGCAAGAAAUGGUUUCGCCCGGUGACCCUGGAUCAGCUACUCGAGAUCAAGAGCGUGUAUCCGGACUCCAAGAUUAUAGGCGGCAGCACCGAGACCCAAAUCGAAAUUAAGUUCAAGGCCAUGCAAUAUCCCGUCUCGGUAUACGUGGGGGACAUCCCGGAGUUGCGCCAGUACUCCUUGAAUGAGGACCACCUGGAGAUUGGCGGCAACAUCACGCUAACAGACCUUGAGGGUGUCUGCCAGGAGGCUCUGAAGCACUACGGAGAAGCCCGGGGCCAGAUCUUCAAAGCCAUCCACAAGCAGCUCAAAUACUUCGCCGGCAGGCAGAUCAGGAAUGUCGGCACACCAGCCGGAAAUUUGGUCACCGCGUCCCCCAUCUCUGACCUGAACCCCGUCUUCAUGGCCGCGGAUGCUGUCUUGGUUGCAAAGACUCUGGAGAAGGACAUUGAGAUACCCAUGGCCGACUUCUUCAAGGAUUAUCGCCGAACAGCGCUGCCUGCCGACGCGGUCCUCGCUUCCAUCCGCAUCCCGCUCACACAGGAGAAGAACGAGUUCUUCCGAGCCUACAAACAAGCGAAGCGGAAGGACGAUGACAUUGCGAUUGUCACAUCGGCUCUGAGAGUUCGUCUGAGCCUUGAUGGGGUUGUCGAGCAGGCCAACCUUGUCUACGGCGGCAUGGCACCAACAACAGUGGCGGCUAAGCAAGCAAACUCGUACCUAAUCGGACGCAAGUUUGCAGAGCUGGAGACCCUCGAAGGGGCCAUGAACGCUCUUGGUCGGGAUUUUGACCUCCAGUUUAGCGUCCCCGGUGGAAUGGCCUCGUACAGGAAGUCGCUAGCUCUCGGCUUCUUCUACCGCUUCUAUCAUGAAGUUAUGCAGUCGCUCGGGGCAGACGCCGAUGCGGAAGCCGUCCCGGAGCUUGAGAGGGACAUCUCCACCGGGAAGGAAGACCACACGGUGGCUGCAGCUUACAUGCAAGAGACGGUUGGGAAGUCCAACCCACACGUGGCCGCCCUGAAGCAAGUGACUGGCGAGGCCCAAUACACGGACGACAUCCCUCCCUUGAAGAACGAGCUCUACGGCUGCCUUGUUCUUUCGACCAAAGCGCAUGCCAAGCUUAAGUCAGUCGACUUCACCCCGGCGCUCGAAAUCCCCGGUGUAGUAGACUAUGUCGACAAAAACGACAUGCCGAGCGCCCGGGCGAACCGCUGGGGUGCGCCUCACUUCCAAGAGACCUUUUUCGCCGAAGACGAAGUGUACACGGCUGGUCAGCCCAUCGGUCUGAUUCUCGCAACUUCGGCGGCACGCGCGGCCGAGGGUGCUCGUGCCGUCAAGAUUGAGUACGAGGAGCUACCCGCCAUCUUCACAAUAGAAGAGGCUAUUGAAAAAGAGAGCUUCUUUGAGUACUUCAGGGAGAUCAAGAAGGGCGAUCCCGAGGAAGCGUUCAAGAAGUGCGAUUACGUCUUUACCGGGACUGCCAGGAUGGGCGGACAGGAGCACUUUUAUCUGGAAACAAACGCCUCGGUUGUGAUCCCAAAGCCUGAAGAUGGCGAAAUGGAGAUCUGGUCGAGUACACAAAACCCCAAUGAAGCCCAAGCAUAUGCCGCACAAGUUUGCAACGUCCAGAGCAACAAGAUCGUGGUCAGGGUCAAGCGAAUGGGCGGAGGUUUUGGCGGCAAGGAAACUCGAUCGAUUCAACUGAGCUCCAUUCUCGCGUUGGCAGCAAAGAAGACCCGCAGGCCGGUCCGCUGCAUGCUCACACGAGAAGAAGACAUUGUCACCUCUGGCCAGCGACAUCCCUUUUUGGGGAAAUGGAAAGUAGGCGUGAACAAGGACGGCAAGAUCCAGGCCCUUGAUCUUGACGUCUUCAACAACGCCGGCUGGUCCUGGGAUCUCAGCGCCGCCGUGUGCGAGCGUGCCAUGACACAUGCCGAUGGCUGCUACAUGAUUCCCAAUAUCCACGUGCGCGGCCGCAUCUGCAAGACCAAUACCGUAUCCAACACGGCAUUCCGAGGGUUUGGCGGGCCUCAGGGAAUGUUCAUCGCCGAGACGUACAUGUCCGAGGUCGCGGACCGGUUGGGCAUGCCCGUCGAGAAGUUCCGCGAGAUCAACAUGUACAAGCCGGAGGAGCUCACGCACUUCAACCAGCCUCUGACCGAUUGGCAUGUGCCCCUCAUGUACAAGCAGGUCCAGGAGGAGGCGGACUACGCCAACCGCCGGGAGGCCAUCACCAAGUUCAAUGCUGAGCACAAGUGGCGGAAGCGCGGGCUCGCCCUCAUUCCCACGAAAUUCGGCAUCUCUUUCACGGCCCUCUGGUUUAACCAGGCUGGCGCGCUCGUCCACAUCUACCAUGACGGAUCCGUCCUUGUCGCCCACGGCGGCACGGAGAUGGGCCAGGGCCUACACACCAAGAUGACUAUGAUUGCUGCUCAAGCUCUCAACGUUCCCAUGGAAGACGUCUACAUUUCCGAAACAGCCACUAACACCGUCGCCAACGCCUCGGCCACUGCCGCGUCCGCCUCCUCUGACCUCAAUGGGUACGCCAUCUACAAUGCUUGCGCCCAGCUCAACGAACGCCUAGCCCCAUACCGAGCCAAGCUCGGCCCCAAGGCAACCAUGAAAGAGCUCGCCCACGCGGCCUACUUUGACCGCGUCAACCUUUCGGCACAAGGCUUCUACAAGACUCCAGAGAUUGGCUACACCUGGGGCGAGAACAAGGGCAAGAUGUUCUUUUAUUUCACCCAGGGCGUAACAGCUGCCGAGGUCGAGAUAGACACCCUUACGGGCUCCUGGACCUGCCUGCGGGCGGACGUCAAGAUGGAUGUCGGCCAGUCCAUCAACCCGGCCAUCGAUUACGGCCAGAUUCAGGGCGCCUUUGUCCAGGGUAUGGGCCUCUUCACCAUGGAGGAAUCCCUCUGGCUGCGCAACGGCCCUCUCAAGGGCAACCUCUUCACCCGCGGCCCGGGCGCUUACAAGAUCCCCUCGUUCCGGGACAUCCCCCAGGUGUGGAACGUCAGCAUUCUCAAGGACGUCGAGUGGAAAGACCUGCGGACAAUCCAGCGGAGCAGGGGCGUGGGCGAGCCACCGCUCUUCAUGGGCAGUGCCGUGUUCUUUGCCAUCCGGGACGCGCUCAAGGCGGCCCGCGCGCAGUACGGCGUGGAGGCCAAGGUGGGCGUGGAUUCGAAAGGGGAGGAUGGAGAUGGGCUGUUGAGGCUGGAGAGCCCGGCGACGCCAGAGAGAAUCAGGCUGGCGUGUGUCGACCCCAUCGUCGAGAAGGCGCGGGUGAAGGCGAAGGAGGGAGAGAUGAGCUUCUUCAUCGCUAUUUAACCAAGGUGAAGGAGAUGGAGGGAACAGGGCACACAGUGAUGAUGAUUAAGGUUGUUUUCCCUGGCUUGGUAACACGGCCUUUCUUUGGUACAACAGCCGGCGCUGCUUUCGGUUGUGAAUGCUCAUGUUCAACUUGGUACAGCUGAUAUGAAUGUAUGUACAGUACAUAAUUACCGUAAGCCUUUUGAUCUUUUGCGCCACUGUCUUAGUAUAUGAGAGAAGUUUGGAAAAUUGCAAUCGGCAAGGCAUUUCGUUAACGUCCGUACAUGCAUUUUAAGCCUCUAGUUGAUGUCUACCAUCACGGCCCAAAGCUGACUGUAAUCUCGCCAACUCUCGAGUAUUUCGGUCACGCAAGCGUAUGUUUUAACUGGUAGUAUACAGC
Thermothelomyces thermophilus ATCC 42464 is the source of this 4859-nucleotide messenger RNA. RefSeq lists its product as uncharacterized. The record is from RefSeq and is a predicted model, not a curated record. Bases 356 to 4477 code for a protein of 1373 amino acids. The transcript is spliced from 3 exons. Gene Ontology annotation, molecular function: xanthine dehydrogenase activity; 2 iron, 2 sulfur cluster binding; FAD binding. NCBI's taxonomy places the organism in Eukaryota, Fungi, Ascomycota, Sordariomycetes, Sordariales, Chaetomiaceae.